AGAAUAUAAAAAAUAACAUAAAUGGUUUCAAAGGUCAGAAGCCCAUUUAUAACGGUUAUGGGCUAGCAUGGCAUAGCACAUUUGGGCUUGUGUAUCGUGCCUUGCUAGCCCAUGUGCCACGUGUUGGCACUGGCCGUUAACGGACCAUGCUGUGCCAACCCAUGCACUUAAAAACUUCUAGCCCAGCACAGCAUACAUAUAUGUAUCGUGCUUGGCCCAACCUAACUAUUUAAUAGCAAGCCAUGCUAAGCACGACUCAUAUCAUGCCAAAUCGUAUCUGCUGUCCAACUCAGUGGACACUUAUAUGUACUUGGUAUUGGUUGCUGUCACUUAUGCAAAAUUGAUUGCAUCUGAUAUGUGAGAGUGCAAACUUGUUCUAUUAGGGCAAGUUGCCUGUGGCUUUCGAUUAAGUUGUACAAAGAAUGCACUAUUCUGUCUUCAUUUGUCUGAAGGGCUUGGACUAGAGGAAGAGGUAAAGACAUGAUGAAAGCUUUAAUGGAGUGGUGACAACAGCAAUUAGUAGUUUUCUGAGCAAGCUUUGCCCAAUGUCACUGCAGCCAGCGGUGGAGCCAUAAUUUCUAUUAAGGGGGCCAAAUACAUAUACAUUCAGAUUCCAACAUCAACAAGUGUGAAUAGAUGAUAUAAGAAGAGAUUUGGUUUUGGUUUGGACAUUGGGCUAGACAAAACAAGUUAAAGAAGAAGAAGAAGAAGAAAACAAGUAGAAGAAGAAGAAGAAGAAGACAGUAGUAGGGCAAGGGCAACAACAACUUUACAAGCAACACUAACGGUGGCAAAACCAUAUUCUUUGUGAGAAGUAAUUAUUUUAUUUUAAUUUUACUGCUAAUGGGUUUAGCUGUGAGGGGAGUUAUAUUGGACCAUGUGCUGCUUCAAUAUGGAAUUGGACAUCCGGAGAACUGCAAGAGCAACCCAACACUGUCCCUGCUCCGCAAGCUUCGAUUCUCCAACAUCCAUACGGCCAUUUCGUACAGGUUGCCUCUUUCUACAGAGCAAAUCAAUCUCCUGCAGGCAAUGGCUGAGCUACACUCUUUUGAAUGCCUUCCUUUGACUGCAUCUUCCCUGGACAUUGCUCCACAUGAGAUUGCCCAUGCUUGGGCUCAUAUCUCAGGCACCAUCUUGUAUCUCCUUCCUAACCAUGAUUCAUCUCCCAAAAUAACUUGCGCAUUCUUCUCAAUUGCUCCCGAUGCUGAAGUUACCAGUUCACUCCACAAGUCAAACAGGAUUUAUAUGGACAAAUUGCAAGAACUACCUUUGACCAUUUGCCGCUUAAAUAAAAAGGCAAUAAGCACCGAUGUUGUGACAGUUGGUUACAUUAUGAAGCCUUCUCGUGAGGAAGAUUUUGCCAAGAGGGGUGCCUUUCCAAUGUGUCCAACUCUGAAUGGGUUGAUUUUUUUGCCCCUGACAUUUGAGCUUCCUAUAUCAACACAGUUAGAAGAGGCUGAUGUGAUUCUUCAUAAAGCAACUGAUGAAAUUGUAUCCAUUGAAUUGAACAGCUCUUCAGAACCUUCCAAUAGAAUUGCUUACACAACAGGAAUGCAGGAACUACAAAGGUAUAUUGAAAACCACAAUCAUUGCUUUGAAGUUGAUCCACUUAAUAGCAUUUACCCUGUACUUGAUCGGUUAAAGAUCCAACAAAUUUUACUUGGGCUGAAGGAUCUUAAUGCAGAAGGUCGUUGCACAGUCAGGGCCCCUCACUUUCUCAAGGUUAGCAGUUUUGAUGAACCUGAUUUGGUACAAAGACUACAUGAUGCAAAACUGUCUGUUCCAUGUAUAGUGAAACCUCAAGUUGCCUGUGGUGUAGCUGAUGCUCACAGUAUGGCAAUUGUGUUUAGAGUUGAAGACUUCAAGGAUUUGAAUGUUCCACUGCCUGCUGUUGUUCAGGAAUAUGUUGAUCAUUCAUCCACUCUGUUCAAGUUUUAUGUUCUGGGUGAGAGAGUUUUCCAUGCGGUAAAGAAGUCUACACCUAAUGCUGACAUUCUUAUAAAAUCAUCCAAAAAAAGUGCACCUGGACCUCUUCUCUUUGAUAGCUUAAAAUCUCUACCUACUGCCAUUGCAAACAAGCAUUCUGGAGGUCAGGAUCUGUGUCUUGAUCUUGGGCUAGUAAACGAGGCUGCCAAGUGGCUUACAAGGAUUCUUGGACUAACCAUCUUUGGCUUUGACGUUGUUAUUCAGGAAGGUUCCGGUGAUCAUGUCAUUGUGGAUGUAAACUACCUGCCAUCAUUCAAAGAAAUUCCUGACGAUGUAGCAAUUCCUGCCUUUUGGGAUGCUAUUAAAAAGAAGGUGGAUUCAAAAGCGAUGAAACAUGCAAGUGUGGCUCCUCCUCCCAUGGAUUCUGUUGAUGGGCAGGAGAAAAACAAAUGCAAAGCGGGUGCUAGUGUUGUCUGAAAAAAAACAUUGAAGAUUAUGCCAUGGGAGAUGAAUCAUGGAUGAUAGAUUUUGACAAUAAUGGUUUGAGAGGGACCAUGUGGCUCAUUUUUGUUCUGAGUUUGAACACUUGAGUUGCUUGAUUGUGUACGAGUCCAUAAUAUUACUCCCAAAGUUUUGGGUUCUCUUCUUACGAGUUUCUUCCAUAAUUAGAUAAUCCAAACUCAUGAUAGGAGAGCGUAUCUGUGAUGUAAGCAUAUAUAUAUAUAUAUAUGUAUAUAUAUAUUUACCACACUGUGAGGAUCAAAUACAGCAAAGGCAACUUGAGGUUUCAGUUUUGCUCACGUAGCCUUUGCACCAAAUCAGGUUCAUCAAAACUGUUAACUUGCAUAUUUGAGCAGCACAUGUGCAAGAGAACCAUUAAACUCAGGGAAAAACAUUGAAGAAGCUAAAACAUUAUUGUCUUUUUGUUGUUGAACUGAAGACAGAAAGUAGGAUGAAAGCACUUGCAACCUUUAUUUAUUUAUUUAUUUAUUUUGGGCAAUGGGUGUUGUGAAACAGGGCAGGUUUACAGUGUAUAUGUUCCAUAAUAAAUAUAGGUCAUCCAUGAACGGAUGAACUCCAUUAUUUUACAAAUGAACAGCUUAG
Messenger RNA from Durio zibethinus, 3030 nucleotides. NCBI's taxonomy places the organism in Eukaryota, Viridiplantae, Streptophyta, Magnoliopsida, Malvales, Malvaceae. The record is from RefSeq and is a predicted model, not a curated record.